Molecule: messenger RNA, 2207 nt
Organism: Rhineura floridana
Lineage: Eukaryota; Metazoa; Chordata; Lepidosauria; Squamata; Rhineuridae
Product: mas-related G-protein coupled receptor member H-like
Exons: 3
Coding region: 398-1489 (363 amino acids)
Biological process (GO): G protein-coupled receptor signaling pathway
Cellular component (GO): membrane
Molecular function (GO): G protein-coupled receptor activity
Source: RefSeq, a predicted model, not a curated record
ACACCUAGCUUCCAGAACCCAGAUCCUUGGACUGAACUCUUGCCUCACUGGACCCAGCUUUCCUUGACUGCACUUUUGGGCGCUGAUUUUGAACAGAAAAUUUUACAUGUCAAGAGGAUCCUCAUCCUAAGAUCACUGUUGACUGUCUCACCCAAGGCUGGCAAGCUCACUAAGUCAAGGUGGAGAACUGGUGGAAUCUACUGUGCUUUUUGCUGUGAAUUUGAGUGAAAGUCACCCAGUUUUCCCUUAGGACUUGAUGGCUGCAACAUUUUCUCUACAAGUCUCCCACCACCUGCCAUUCCAGCACAGGAUAAAAUAUCACUGUUACUUCCCAGUCACCAUAUAUCUGAAGACUACUGAUCUGCAGUAGCUUCGAUAGGAUAAGAGCACCAAAAACAUGAAGACCAAUUUCAGCCUCGGAACACUAUCCUCUCUGGGUAUUGAAGAAGAAUAUGAUUUCAUAUACAACAACACUGAUCCAAAGAGUAUUGAAGAGAACUAUUCUUUUACAUACAAUAACACUGAGAGAGGGCAUGAUGCAAUGAAUGCAGACUAUGGAAGAAUUGCCAUCUACAGCUUCAUUUGUGUUUUCUGCAUUUUUGGGCUUAUGGGAAAUGGAAUAGUCAUCUGGCUUCUUGGUUUUCGCAUUAAGAGGAACCCUUUUACUACCUAUAUCCUGAACUUGUCUAUUGCUGACUUUGGGCUUCUCAUAUCUUUACUUUCAAUAUUUUUAGUUUGCAGUCUACCCUCUACCUUCGUAGAAGAUGAUGGUGUAUAUAGGGAAGUUUCUGCCUUUAUAGCUUGGGAGUUCUUUCAACUGAUGUAUAGCAGUGGUCAACUUCUACUGACAGUCAUCAGCAUUGACAGGUGUAUGGCUGUCCUUUUCCCAAUUUGGCAUCGAUGCCACCGGCCAACAUACUUGUCCCCUGCUUUGUGUAUCGUCAUAUGGGCCAUCUUCUUCUUGAACUGUGCCAUUGAUUUCACAAACAGAUUUGACUGGUUCUUUCUAGUUAAUUGGUGUUCUACAGAACACCUCCCAUAUAUGGUCAAUUCCCUUCUCUGCCUCCCACUCAUCACCCUCUCCACAUUGAUCCUGCUCAUCAGAAUGUGCUUUAAAUCACAACAGCAUAAACGUGGGAAAAUCUUAAAAACUAUUGUGAUUACUCUUGUCUUCUUUCUCAUCUUCGCUUUUCCACUGAAUGUCUCCUUCCUAAUCCAUUUUUAUGAUUGUUGUACAGAGUCAGAAACUUGUCUGUCUUUUUUAGUGGAUACUUUUGUUCUUUCUUGGCCAUCACCUUACUAUCUGACAGAAUAUGGAUUGUUAUGUGCCUGUUUAAACAGCUGUGUUAACCCCUUGAUUUAUUACCUGGUUGGGAGACAUAAGAGGGGUCGAUCUAGGCAAAGCAUGAAGGUCAUCCUCCAGACAGCUUUCAUGGAUGAUCAAGUCUGUGGAGAGCAAGUGGAAUCCCCAGCAGAAACCCAGUUAUGAUUUCUCUUGGAAAUGUUGAGGGGGGAAAGUCUAGCCUUGUCAUUCUAGUUAUAAUCGUGCAGAUUCCUUUAGGUAUUGAUUUGAUGAUCUUACAGAAACCUGUUUCAGGUGCUGUAGAGUCACUACAACUUUCAGUGCUAGGAAGCUACCAUCAGACUUUUCAUAAAGGAGGAUCCGGAGGCCCCUGAUAUUUGUAGGAGGAAAGAGAAGCUGUAUUGUAUAUAGUUCUAAUGUGUAAUUGUUUAUGUGCUGUAUGUUGUUCCGUUUUAUGUAGCCUGCCCUGGGAUCACUUUGUGACUAUGGAGAGGAUUUUUUUUUUAAUGGACUAAAAUGCACGAACAAUUUACUUUGAAAGGGGAUGAUGCUAUUGGAAUGGACUGUGAGGAGGGAGGAAACAAGGGGCUAAUUACACAUACUGCUAAAUGUGUUGACGCCGAUCACAUAGCACUGCAGUCAUUUUUGUGAGAAACAUAUGGGCAGAUUAUAUGCCUUCUUUCCCUACCAGGAUCUGUGCAGAAGUCAUCACAACUAUGCCUUUUUCUGCUAUCGCUAAUUGCAUCCUGGGGAUGAUAUUCACGCAGACUGCAGCAGGGGAAAGGAAGAUAAAACCUUCUCUCCCCACAUGCUUCAGUUCCAAUAAAAACCUGGGACCUUCAGACUUUCUAUUUAUUAUUAUUAUUAUUAUUAUUAUUAUUAUUAUUAUUAUUAUUAUUAUUAU